Knipowitschia caucasica is the source of this 546-nucleotide messenger RNA. The record is from the annotation of a GenBank genome assembly. NCBI's taxonomy places the organism in Eukaryota, Metazoa, Chordata, Actinopteri, Gobiiformes, Gobiidae.
AUGAGGAGAGAGGAGGCGCAGGGAAGGAGGCACAGAGGAGAAGGCCCAGGGGUGGAUGCCCCGGGGAGGAGGCCCAGGGGAGGAGGCCCAGGGGAGGAGGUCCAGAGGAGGAGGCCCAGGGGUGGAUGCCCCAGGGAGGAGGCCCAGGGGAGGAGGCCCAGGGGAGGAGGUCCAGAGGAGGAGGCCCAGGGGUGGAUGCCCCGGGGCGGAGGCACAGAGGAGGAGGCCCAGGGGAGGAGGCCCAGGGGAGGAGGUUCAGAGGAGGACGCCCAGGGGUGGAUGCCCCGGGGAGGAGGCGCAGGGAAGGAGGCACAGAGGAGGAGGCGCAGGGAAGGAGGCACAGAGGAAGAGGCCCAGGGGAGGAGGUCCCGGGGAGGAGGUUCAGGGGAGGAGGUCCAGAGGAGGAGGCCCAGGGGAGUAGGAGGCCCAUGGGAGGAGGAGGCCCAGGGGAGGAGGAGGCCCAGGAGAGUAGGAGGCCCAUGGGAGGAGGAGGCCCAGGGGAGGAGGAGGCCCAUGGGAGGUGGAGGGCCAGAGGAGGAGGACUGA